AUGUUUCCUAGGAAAGCUGACAGCUUGAUGGGAAAUGGCAGUGGCCACCAUGGAAAAAUGGUGGGGGAAGUGCUUGUGCAAUCGAAGUGCGGGCCGCAGAUAGGCCGCAAGCAAUUUGAAGAUGGAGAAGCAGAGGAUGCAAUAGAGCCGAAGAAGCUUGAUCCCUCCCAUAUUCGCAAGGUAGGAUAUUUUGGAGUAGUUGAUAAGCACGACGGGGGAUUCGGCCGAAGAAAGUUGUUCAAGAUUGUGCCCUAUAGCAUGAACCAAGGUUCUAGGGAUGAAGAUUUGAGGGGUCGACGAGGUAGAUGCGGCAAGAGAUGGAGUACUAAAAUGGAAAUCUGUAAGGAAUGA
Molecule: messenger RNA, 351 nt
Organism: Botrytis byssoidea
Lineage: Eukaryota; Fungi; Ascomycota; Leotiomycetes; Helotiales; Sclerotiniaceae
Exons: 2
Coding region: 1-351 (116 amino acids)
Source: RefSeq, a predicted model, not a curated record